AUGACGCUACAAGCAAUCCGAUAUGUUGAUGGUGAUCUCACCAUAAUUGAUCAAUUAAAACUCCCUUUUGUCGAGGAGUACAUACCUAUACGAACAGCCGAGGAGGGCUGGCAUGCAAUAAAAGAAAUGCGAGUGAGGGGUGCACCUGCCAUUGCCAUUGUGGCUGCACUUGCACUUGCAUCUGAACUUCACCAGCUUACCACCAACAAAAAGCUGUCGGCUGUUGCAGAAGAGGUUCGAGUCUUUAUUGUGGAAAAAUUACAUUAUCUCGUCACCAGUAGACCAACUGCUGUCAAUCUCAGCGAUGCUGCUUAUAAGCUUGAGGCAUUGGUGACCGAACGUGCGAAUACAGCAGGAUCAGCUGGCCAUGAUAUCGCCACUGUCUUUAUCCGCGCAGCUGAAAAUAUGAUGGUCAAAGAUGUGGAGGAUAACAAAAGAAUUGGGCAGAACGGGGCUCAGUGGAUCCUUGCAAAUGCCCUCAAGUCGGGCGCUUCUAAAACUUCUAUUCUCACACAUUGCAAUACAGGUUCCCUUGCGACUUCUGGUUAUGGAACAGCACUGGGUGUAAUUCGUUCUCUCGCCUCAAACAAUGGGCUGCGCCAUGCGUAUUGUACAGAGACUCGACCAUACAAUCAGGGUUCCCGUUUGACGGCUUUCGAGUUAGUCCACGACGGUCUCCCUGCUACUUUGAUCACCGAUUCAAUGGCAGCUGCUCUACUCGCGCGGACAGAUGCCGACGUGAAUGCGAUUGUAGUGGGAGCAGACAGGGUGGCAGCCAAUGGGGAUACUGCAAACAAAAUAGGAACAUAUGGCUUAGCAGUCUUGGCAAGAUAUCACGGUGUCAAAUUCCUUGUUGCUGCACCACUCACUACAAUCGACCUGGCUACUAAAUCAGGCAAUGAAGUCAUCAUUGAAGAGCGUCCUGCUUCUGAGGUAACAAGGAUCAAAGGUCCCAGCCAAAAAGAUGAUGCUACUGGAGGCCUAUCCUUGGAAACUAUAAACAUCGCAGCAAAGGGAAUCAACGUCUGGAAUCCAGCAUUUGAUAUCACGCCUGCAACACUCAUUGAUGGUAUAAUCACAGAAGUCGGUGUUGCAGAAAAGGAUCCUAGCGGACAUUUUCACUUGGACCGUUUAUUCCCCUGA
Molecule: messenger RNA, 1143 nt
Organism: Aspergillus chevalieri
Lineage: Eukaryota; Fungi; Ascomycota; Eurotiomycetes; Eurotiales; Aspergillaceae
Gene: MRI1
Product: S-methyl-5-thioribose-1-phosphate isomerase
Exons: 2
Coding region: 1-1143 (380 amino acids)
Molecular function (GO): S-methyl-5-thioribose-1-phosphate isomerase activity
Source: RefSeq, a predicted model, not a curated record